GAGAGAGUCAAAUUUAAAAGUCCCACUAUCAACGGUUUUCUCGGUCCGGUUUGGCGGUUCGGGUUUUUUAUUCAUUUUAUAACGGACAUGUUCGAAUAUUCGCUUUAAGAUAAGUUAAGCGUUGAAAUAUGGAAGAAUAUAAACCGAGUGGUUCUGAAACUGAAACUCCGUCUAAAGUAUCGCAAAAGAAUUCAACAACAAAACUUAAGCAAAGUGUUAAUUUAAGACAUAAUUAUUUUACACCGCCCUCGAGGUACACAAGACUGAGGAACCCUUUCGAAGCUCAUCUAUCUGAAAGAUUCCACACAAACGUAUUUAGCCCUUCUGCGUUCAAAGUAUCUAGUCAACAAGUUGAAGAUAAAUUCAAGUGGAGUAUUGAUGAUAUUUCAUGUAUAAAACCUGUGGAUAUUGAUGAAACUGCAGCAGGACAAUGCGAUCACCAUUUUGAUAACACAAUGGAAUCACAUGUUCAAGCCAAAAUUGAUCUCUUUUUUAGUCAAAGUGUUGUCCCUAGUCCUUUUAAUAAUGAUUGCAAACCUGAACCUUUAGUUAAAGAGGUGGAAACUCCUAUUAAGGAUGUGAAGAGAACUUGUGAAGUAUCUACACAAACUGCAUUAAGUCUCCCAAUGGAUUUACCACCAGAAUUAGAGAAAGCACUCCAACCAUAUUUUAAUCCAGAAGAAUUAAAAUGUGUUGAAUCUUCAAAUCCACCUAUAGAUGAAUUACUCUAUAAAAAAUUAUUUGAUAUUGAAGAAUGUGAUAGGAGUGAUGGUGAGACAAUCGAAAGUUCUCCUCCAAAAUCAUUACAUUUAUCUCCACUUACUGCCAAUCCAUCUCAUUUACAUUUAUCACCCACCUUCAAAUCAAUAAGGUUUGAAGAAAAUUUUGAUAGGGACCUUGAUGGUUCAUUCAAUUUGGAUGAGUGCAAUUUAUCGCCGAUUAGUGCUCAUAGGAGCAAUUACAGAGAGAGAAGUUCUGGAACUCGAAUCGAUUUUGAAGAACGUAUGAGUUUAGAUACAACCAUGAAUAUGGUUCCAGAUGUUUGUGGGCCUAUUCCGAAGACUGAAUUUAAUAGUUUUACAGAAUGUAAUGUUUCUAUGAAAGAAGCUAAUACUUCAAAUAGUUCCGGUUCUGUUAUUAAUUGGGAUGUUGAAUACAAUAAAAUUGAAGUAUCAACACCAGUAAAAAACAAUGUUGAAAUGGAUGUUUCAAACUCAAAUACUCCUAAGUCAUCUUUUGGAUAUAGAAAAAAAUUAUCCGCCAGUUUUGCUAAUGAAGAGAUUGCCAGAUUGUCUGUUAGGAAUUUCACUGGCAAAUCAUACGCGGAUAACACUGAUUUAACUGAUCUCGGAUAUCAAACUGGAGCUACAACUGUUUUAGAUGAUAAUUUGCUCAAUAUUUACGCUUCAACGCCAUCCAAAAAACUGUCUUAUAAUACAUGAAUUGUCUGUAUGUUUAUGUAUAUUGAAAAAAUUAUAUUUUGAUAGAUUAUACUAUAUUAAUUAAGACCAUUGCAGUAUCUUUGCAGUGACUAUUAUUGCAAUAUUUAUUUUAAUACGUUUUGUUUUUUUUUUCGAAGACUAUUUUCUUAUUGUGUGUAAUAAAU
Onthophagus taurus is the source of this 1606-nucleotide messenger RNA. RefSeq names its product aurora kinase A activator-like protein bora (gene bora). Gene Ontology annotation, biological process: regulation of mitotic nuclear division; regulation of mitotic spindle organization; activation of protein kinase activity. Gene Ontology annotation, cellular component: cytoplasm; nucleus. The record is from RefSeq and is a predicted model, not a curated record. NCBI's taxonomy places the organism in Eukaryota, Metazoa, Arthropoda, Insecta, Coleoptera, Scarabaeidae. Gene Ontology annotation, molecular function: protein kinase binding.